UUUUUCAGUCUUUUAAUACCCUCCCCCCUUCCUUUUCCCAGAUGAGUGUACACAGGAAGGGUAAAGUGUACUUUCAUUUUCAGUCUUGCACUAUCACGAAUUAGAAGGACCAUGGCUGAAGGAAAAAAGAAAAAUGAUCCAUGGGAUGUGCUUAAGAAUUCAGCCAUGAAAGUACUUAAAGAUUUUUGUGAUGAUUUAAUUGAGCAAGACGUUUUCAAUCAAAAUGAAAUAAAGAAUAUGGGUAAACAAUUAUCAACAGUCAAAGACAAGAGUGAAGACUUGGUUAAGAUUGUCACUCAUAAAGGUAGCCAAAUUGGUGACAUUUUUGUGAAAAGAGUAUUGAUGGCUGCAAAACAACUGCAUUCUGGAACUCAAGCAGCAGAUGAAAACUUGGAGUCAAUAGAAUAUGCAGGGAUGUCCCAGGCAGUGACUUCCCUCUUAUCAGCACCUCUAGCUAUCCAGGCUGCUGAGUCCAGGCUUAACAAGGUCAAACUAAGUCCUACAGAAUUCUACCAAGAACUGAGUGAAGCAAAGAGGGAAAAGAUGUAUUUAGUCAUGGAAAAAGGAUCCCGAACACGCCUGGCCCUCAUCAUAUGUAACACUAAAUUUGACCACCUUCAAGAACUAAAUAAAGCUCAGUUUGACAUUGAGAGAAUGAAGGAUUUACUUCAGAUCCUUGGAUAUAGAGUAGAAGUCAAAAAAGAACUUUCAUCAGUGGACAUGGAGUCAGUGUUGAAGCAGUUUGCUCUCCGCCAAGAACACGAGUCCUCAGAUAGCACCUUCCUUAUAUUCAUGUCUUAUGGUACCACUACUGGCAUUUGUGGAAUAAAACAUAAACAGCUGGAACCGGACAUCCUGGCCAAUGAUACUAUCUUUAAAAUUUUCAACAAUAGUAACUGUUCCAGAUUGAGAAAUAAACCAAAGAUUAUCAUUAUCCAGGAAUGCCAAGAAGGGAUAAUUUCAGAACAAGGUGCAAUGGCAGCUUCUGCAGACAGCUAUAACCAAUCUUCCAGCAGUGACACAGAGGGCUUUUGGAAGGAUGCUGCUAGAAAAGAGCAUGUGGAAAAGGAUUUCAUUUGUUUUCACUCUAUAACUCCAAAUGACAUUUCUUUGGAAGAUAAUCAAGAAGGUUCCCUCUUUGUCACCCUACUCACUGAUUGCUUCCAACAAUAUUCUUGGUGCUGUCAUGUGGAAGAUCUUUUCAAGAAGGUCCAGAAAUCAUUUGCAACAUCACCGGUACCUGUCCCGAUGCCCACCAUUGAAAGGCAAUCCAUGACAAGAUACUUUUACCUUUUCCCAGGAAUUUAAAGCUAUGCAGUAAUACCAGCCAUUUUAAAACAAAGGCCUCUCAGCAAACAAAGACUGGUCCAGAGCUAUGAUUGGUCCUGGUAAUCCUUCUUUCUUUUUCCUUUUUCAGGGCUAAGUAGCCCUGGAACUGUAUUUCCACAUUUUUGCAUAUGCUUCUCCAAAAUCCUAUAAUGGCCUGAGCAAAUAGAAUUCAUUCCUAAAGUUGUAUAUCAAAUUAUACAUCCUCCAAGAAGCUUUCUAUGAUAUUUCAAUACUUUCAUAAAUUUAAGAUCACAUCUUAGUAUGUUACAGUUAAGAUUAUAGUUUAUUCAAGACUUGGCAGACUAUAGCCCAAGAGCCAAGUUCAUCCACUGAGCUAAGAAAGUGUUUUUUUUUUUUAAUAUUUAAAAAUAAAGCUUUAUUUCAUUGAAAAAUAAUAUAUAAAACAUCUUUACUUGAUAUUAUAUACAAAAAGAGGUGGAACAGAUUUGUCCUUCAAACUACAGUUUGUUUAUCCCCAGGCUAUUUUUUUUUUAAUUUCAGUUGUUCUAUUUGAAUAUGCCAUAUGGUUUCUAAUAUUUUGUCAAAUAAUUAAGAAAGGUAUAGUGUCUUUUUUCCUUAUAUUCAUCACAUUUUGAGCUUAGUUAUGGUCACUAGGAUACUCUCAAUUAUUAAUUCUGAAAAUUGAAUGAAAUUAAUCAAUUUGGUUCUGAAGCAAUUACUGACUUUUUUUUGCAAUGUACAGACUAGCCAGGAAACAUUGUACAAAUGGUUAGUGACCUUGUAAAGAUUAAAGCUCAUUUUGAGAGUUUAUUUCAUGCUUUUUAUUUUUACAGGCCAAUUUUAUAUAGAUUUUUUCCUUGACAAUCUAAUGUGUCUCUUCUUGUAAGAAAGAAAAAAAAAUAGUUAUGAUACCAGUGAAUAGAUUUCCCAGGUUAUGUAGCAUUUCAAAUUCAUACCAUUUCUACAAGGAGAUUAUCUAUGUACAUUUGUUUAUCUCUUCUUUGGGGCCAAGAUUGGUCUCUACAAUUACACAACAUUUAACUUGUUCUUAAUAUCCUCUCAUUUACAUUAAUAUAGUUAUUGAGUAUGCUGUUUUCCUGGUUCUUAUUCUUACAAAAUUUUUAUGCUUCUUUGAUUUCAACAUGAACAUUAUCCUAAUUUUUGAAGCUGAAUUUCUAUUUUUCCCAAGGCUGGAAAUGCACUGCUCAUCAGAACAGAAUUUUUGAGCAACUCCAUUUUGAACUUAAGCCAUCAGUAUUUUUUUCUUCUUAGGUAGCCUGGAGGUCUCCUUUUUCCAGGAACUUACCAUAUUGAUGUUUGACUCAUUGCAGAUACCCAAUUACUUUUAGAACUCCUGAAUUCAAAGGAUCCACCAGCCUUUAUCUCAAUAGCAGAUAUUAUUGUCAUCCAUCACUAUACCAAUACAUCAUUUCUGAAUAUAUAACUAUGUAUCCUAUCAAAUUCUAUAACAUAUUCUGUAGUGGAGGUGUAUACCUUCAAACCUUCAGUUUUAAUGUCCAGUUAUAGAGAAUCAGUCUCAGCCUAGAUACCCUUUCAUGCCACAAAAGGCAGGAUCUUUUCCCCAGAAUCCAAAAGAAAAGAGAAAGCAGGUUUUUUUUGAGAAAUAGGAACAAAGGAUAACACAAAGUUAGAUAAAUGUGAAAGAACCUCUUGCUUAUAGGAAAAGGUAUAGAAAAAAAAGACCUGUAUACCCAUCUCUUUCACUUCCUCUGAGUAUGAUUUUUGUUAGUUUGGGAUCUACCUCCACCCAGUGUAGACCAUCACUGUGACAUCUUAGUAGAUGGGCUUCAUGAGUGAAAACAUCACCGUUAGGUGACUGACAUGGUGAGAACAACUCUCCAAAUUUAGAUGGGCCCAUUAAAGGUAAACCCAUAAUACAGAUAUGAGUUUAAAACCAUCCUUCCAUACUUGGUCUCUUCUAGAGCUUAUGAUUUCUUGUUUUAGCCCUCAAAAACUCAGUUAUUACCAUUUCUCAAUAUGGCAUUAGGGCCUAGUGGGGGUAGAUGUAUUAUCCAUUAUAAUAUUUUAUUGGGCUCUAAGGUAUACCCUAUACAGGGGAAUAUGGGGUGUUCAAGUGUCCACACUCACUGAGCCUUUUUCAAUACUAUUUAUCCACCAUUGAUGUCCACUUAUCACCCUGUUCUCACCUAUGACUUUACAAAGUUGUCAUGUACAGUGGCCACACCCUGGUAAAACUAUCUUAGCAGAAAGGCUAAACCAGGGUGAGUGUAAUAAGCAGGCCUCAGACUCUAUAGUAAGUUAGACAGGAUGUCAAACCCAAGCAUUUGAAGACUUCUCCCUGAGGAAUGGUCCAAUAAGAGCAAUUUGUUCCAACAGACAAGAAGGCAACUGACGCAAGCACUAUGCAGCAUUUAGAGCUUGUUUAGACAACAAAGACCCAAAGGUCAUUCACUGCACCCUGAGCUAACACCAGUCAUCCUGUCUGUUGUCUUGCCACUCAAGAAUAAAAUGAGAUUGAUAACUUUG
Molecule: messenger RNA, 3798 nt
Organism: Monodelphis domestica (gray short-tailed opossum)
Lineage: Eukaryota; Metazoa; Chordata; Mammalia; Didelphimorphia; Didelphidae
Product: caspase-13-like
Biological process (GO): proteolysis; regulation of inflammatory response; regulation of apoptotic process
Cellular component (GO): NLRP3 inflammasome complex; AIM2 inflammasome complex; IPAF inflammasome complex
Molecular function (GO): cysteine-type endopeptidase activity
Source: RefSeq, a predicted model, not a curated record